AUGUCUGGCCGGUCGGGAUCAAACUCCCACCGUCGCCAUUCUCGAGAACCCCUCGACGACUUUCCACCCCUUCCAGUGCCUCGACUACCUUCUCUUCGAGCCCUCGCACACGCCCAGCGAGACCGUGAUCGUGACAGCCCAUCGCCGACAUCUUCAAACCGCCCUCAGUCCCGACAUUGGUCAGCAGCAGCUCGCCGCGCCGAGCGCAUCCGGAACCUGGAGAAUAGAGCCUUGGCCUUCACCUCUGGCUUCGACGACUUUGAACGACCGAUGGACGACGGCUGGCCGACUUCUCGACGUACUGACCGUAUGAGGACCGCUGAAAGCACUAGACCCGCCAAUCUUGAAGACCUAGAUCGCCAUCUUGAGGAAGCAAACUCCCAUCUAAGGGCCCUCCUCGAUCUUCAGCACCACCCCAGUCUUACUCCCCCCAUGCCGCCCAACUUCUCUCCCCCCCCUCGUCCUACCGACCUGCCCGACUCGAACCGACGACACAAACGUCGGAAGCUGGAUUCUGACAGACACGCACCUUUUAGAAGCGUUCGCUAUGGAAAGUACGGCCAGGUCGAGCAGGGCGACCUGAAAAUGGAAAUAGUCAGCUGCGAUGGUGGCAUGUUCUCCAACGAAUCGUCUUAUGCCGCAGAGAACAUACUCAAGAACGACAACUCUGUGUAUUGCACCAAGGGAAAUCGAUGCAAUAUUGUCUUGCGGCAUCAAGGUGGUACUGUCUUUACUCUUUCGGAGCUGGUCAUCAAGGCACCUGGGUCAAUGAAUUAUUCACAUCCAGUGAGAGAAGGAAUGGUCUUUGUGGCCAUGACGCAGGACGACGUACUGAAUCGGACAGCCCAGUAUCAGAUACAAUAUGCGCCACGCUCGAAUGAUCCAAAUCAUGAAGGCGAUUCGAGAGUGUUGCAGUUUAUCCCAACUGAAAUAAUAUCAGUCCAACAUCACGAAAACGGAACCACAACCACGAGGUCUCGGCCAUCGUACACAUAUCGAAGUAGUAGUGACGACUACGAAUCACGGACUCCACAGAUGCCUCGGGAAUUCGCCUCCAAUCUCCCCGACUUUCAAAUCACAACCGAAUGCAGUGACGACGAAGAAGAGCAUUACGAGGGCUCUCGCCUUCUCUAUCGCCGAGCGCCCGAUCGCAUUGGGUCGCUUCCGUUCGAAACGUUGGAUUCUGAUUCCGAAGAAGGCGGCGACCCUUUUAAUCCCGAAUACCUUGAUGACCAUCAUCCCUCCCACUGGCGCCUUUACAGCAGUGCUGCCAAUACCAGCGGCCCUGGUCUCUCCCCUCCCUCUUCACGCCGCCGCGAACGAGAGAGGGAGCGAGAAAGAGAACAGGAAAAUGACCACUCAAACCGAUCCUUCUCUCUUACGGCAGCCUGGGAAGCCCACGCUUCUGCCACACAGGAUGCUGUACGAGCCGUCGGUGGUGGUCAGCUUCUCUCGCCCCACGCUCGUUUUUAUAUUGAGAAGAAAAAGAGCAAAUGCACGAUCCGUUUCGACCCUCCAGUAUCAGGCCGAUUUAUCUUGCUGAAGAUGUGGAGUUCUCACCAUGAUCCUACCAGUAACAUCGAUAUUCAAUCCGUUUUGGCUCGAGGGUUUGCAGGACCUCGUUAUUUUCCAUCGAUUGAAUUGCGCUGA
Fusarium coffeatum is the source of this 1650-nucleotide messenger RNA. RefSeq lists its product as uncharacterized. The transcript is spliced from 2 exons. Bases 1 to 1650 code for a protein of 549 amino acids. The record is from RefSeq and is a predicted model, not a curated record. Lineage: Eukaryota; Fungi; Ascomycota; Sordariomycetes; Hypocreales; Nectriaceae.